Messenger RNA from Talaromyces proteolyticus, 1251 nucleotides. RefSeq lists its product as uncharacterized. The transcript is spliced from 2 exons. NCBI's taxonomy places the organism in Eukaryota, Fungi, Ascomycota, Eurotiomycetes, Eurotiales, Trichocomaceae. Bases 202 to 1122 code for a protein of 306 amino acids. The record is from RefSeq and is a predicted model, not a curated record.
UCUUCGAGAGAUAAUAAGGAUCAUCUGAAUUCUCGGUUCGAUGAUCUUGUUACCUCAAUUCAAUCUGGUCUAGAAAAUUAUGGCAAGAACAUAUCAAACGGCUUGUUAGCAUUAAUCAGUACCAACCAACAAAGAGAGGCUGAAGUGGAACAAAAGCACCGGAUCUCCGACAUCACGAAAAGUUUGGACAAUGUUCUUCAAAUGCUUAAUAGAACAGAAGUCGAAUCCCAGUGCCGAAUGACACAAGUGAACGACGUGGUGGACAAAUUUUGCGAUCUAUUGAAGCAAAAAGAGAAUAGCUUGUCUCAAAACGACAGUUCUUAUGCUUCUGAAAACAGUGCAGCUGUGGACAAUAACAAACUAGCGGUGGUUCAUCUGUGCAGCGAAAUAUCUAUGAAGGGCCAAAACAUUUCCAAGAAGGAUUUUACAGCAGCUUUGGACGAUUUACAAACUCUGAUUGGCUACUUCAUUUCAUCCUUACCUGAAGCCAACCGAAAAGCUCAUUGGAAUACUUUGCGACAAAUACAAGGUCUUCUUCUUGCUUCAGAGGAUCUCUUCGUUCAUGAGCUCAGCUCCUCCACGUCUAGACGAAAAAUAGAUGGAAUUCUUGCAUCUUUCGAUGAAAACGACGUGGUUAAGAACCCUGCCCAGUAUGAGUCACUUGGUAGCGUUUUUCUCCAGCAGCAUACUGCGCUCGGAUAUUAUACAUUACAAGUACGGAAGAGGCGCUUGGUAAAUUUUGACAGAGCACCUCGAGAAGGUUCCCCAAUAGAUGCUUCCGAUUUUAAAAUGUCUUUCACCCCCGGGAGGAUCACCAAAGAGCCUGUCUCAAGACUCAUACUAAGACCAACACAAGUAAAGUUGAAAAAUGGAACAUUCUCAGUACCACCACAGAUGUCUUUCCAGAUUAUGUUACCCAAUUCGGACGAAGUGUUUUUGAUUGCUCGGUAUGGCAAAGUUGAGGAUUUGCGGAAAUGGGUUGCCCGAAACUCAAGAUCGAUUCGAGUAUGUGACGAGAAUGGGAGUUCAUUGUUGCAAGUACUCUCCUUUAUGCUCCUUCUAUAUACUCCAUUGAGAGGCUUCUCUGACAGACUGCCAUCAAGGUCGCCUUUGAGCACUUAAAUUAUAAUAUUGUGAAAUUUCUUGUCAACCAGGGCGCCGAUGUCGAUGCCGCAUGUUCCGAUCUUCGGUAGGGGAUCGAAGUGUUGCUGAUAGUAUUUGCUAAUAGUUUAGUUAGCCCAUUGCUUCACA